This is a messenger RNA of Coccomyxa subellipsoidea C-169, 1277 nucleotides long. RefSeq lists its product as hypothetical. The record is from RefSeq and is a predicted model, not a curated record. The transcript has 7 exons. Bases 1 to 792 code for a protein of 263 amino acids. NCBI's taxonomy places the organism in Eukaryota, Viridiplantae, Chlorophyta, Trebouxiophyceae, Coccomyxaceae.
AUGGGACGUUCGCUGAUGUUCGCCACGCUCGUCGCCCUUCUGGGCUUGUGCGCUGCUCAGGAUCCUCAGGAGAACCUGUCCUCCAUCAAUCCUCUCCAGGUGGCUACAGGAGUAGUGAACGGACUCCUGCACAAGGGCCAAGCUCCCAUCCCCACACCCACACCAGCACCCUACGAUGCGAACAAGAUCUGUGACAACAUCUCCUUCCCACCAACUUUCCCCAUCGGCCCGGCCUUCACACUGUCCAAGACAGUCUUCUCAGCUGCAGACAUCGCCUUCCAGCCCAAGCCCAACUACGUGCAGCAGACUCUGAACUACACCGCUGUGAAGCCGUUGUACGAUGCUGUCGCCGCCUAUGCUGCCACCCAGGGACUCACCCUUGCCAACCGUGGCGAGGCCCACAUCACUGUGCUGACUCCUCCUGAGUACCUUAACGUUCUGCAGCCGUUCAUCAGCAUUGACCAGAUCAACGCCAUUGCAGCGCCCCUCAAAGCGCGGUUCUGCGUGGUGUGCCUGGGCCGUGACACUCUGCCAGUCAACGGAACACUCAACACUGUCUUCAACGUCGUCGUGCGCUCGCCUGACCUGGCGGCCGUGCGCACACAGAUCUUUGAGGCGUAUGUGAAGGCCGGGGGCGACGGCUCGCGCUUCAGCCCUGUCAACAUCUUCGCUCCCCACAUUACCCUAGGGUUCCGCGCCACCAACCCCAGUUUCGUGGGAGGCGACCUUUUCGUUGAGAACGGUAUCUUCAAGUGGGACAACAGCUGUUUCUCACCGAUAACUCUGGUCUAAGCCUUAGGCUGAGGGCCGGUGAAUUCACCAGAAGGUGUCUGCUGACAGCGAGUACCAGAUUAACAGUCAGCCUCUUCCUGGGCAGCAACAGCAGUGAUGGCAAUUGCCAUCAGAUGGAGACUUGCAAGCAUUAUUUUGUGUGCUAGCUGCACCUGCGUGGCAGGAAAGUAUCCGAAUAAUCUUUCCGACUGAUCAGCAUGGAUACUCACAAUCUACUGGCAUCAGCUCAUGAUUGUUUUGUGAGUUUGAAUGGUAGCUUGUCUGCAGAGUAAGUAAACUCAUGUCAGUCAAAAUCUCCACACUGCCAUUGUGGCUGUGGGAUUAAGUGCUUCAGCUUCAAACCUUAGUGACCUGAGCAGAAUUUUGAGACAAAUAUCAGAAUCUUUUUCACGGCAAGAAGGACAAAUUGAUUAGUACAGAGAGAUAGAGUAGACCGGUAGAAGUGGCAAUCUGCUCCAUUGCCAGCAAGUAAACAUGCAAGCCAU